GGGGGAGGGGCUUAGGCGGAGCUCCAGCUCGACCCAAACGGACCGCUGUUCAGUUCGGUCUGCGGUGAGUGGACGGUUUUCACCCAGUCAAGCCAGAACAGAUGUUUAUCACAUCUAAAGGCAAGACUAGACAGAGUCCCUUCAUCUUCUCCUCAUUUGGAAAGCAGCGAAAAAGCACUGCAAAUGGAGAAUGGAGACUGGGGAUACAUGAUGACGGAUCCGGUCACCCUGAACGUUGGAGGCCAUAUAUACACCACUUCGUUGUCUACUCUGCAGCGUUACCCAGACUCCAUGUUGGGCGCCAUGUUUCGCGGCGAUUUCCCUACAGCAAGAGACGCCCAGGGGAACUACUUCAUCGACCGCGACGGACCACUGUUCCGCUACAUCUUGAAUUUCUUAAGGACAUCAGAACUGACUCUGCCGUACGAUUUCAAAGAGACGGAGCUGCUGCGUAAGGAGGCCGACUUCUAUCAGAUAGAGCCACUGAUCCAGUGCUUAAGUGACACCAAACCGCUCUAUCCGUUGGACACCUUCGAACAGGUGGUGGAACUCUCGAGCACUCGAAAGCUCUCCAAAUACUCCAACCCCGUGGCUGUCAUCAUUACCCAACUCACCAUCACCACCAAGGUUCACACUCUGCUUGAAGGCAUCUCAAACAACUUCACACGGUGGAAUAAACACAUGAUGGACACCAGAGAUUUUCAGGUAUCUUUUACCUUUGGACCUUGCGACUAUCAUCAAGAAGUGUCCCUCAGGGUCCACCUUGUGGAGUACAUCUCCAAGCAAGGUUUCACCAUCAGGAACACACGUGUACAUCACAUGAGCGAAAGAGCCAAUGAGAACACGGUGGAGCACCACUGGACGUUUUGCAGGCUGGCACGGAAGGUUGAAGACUGAUUACUUUUGGCAAGAUGGUCUAGAUGUUCGCUCAAAAUAAGGGAUUGAGGCAGCUUAUUGUGGGUACAGUGAUGUUUUCCGUAUUGCAUGUUAUGGUUGCAUCACUGAAGCAUAUAGAUGUACAGUACUGUGCAAAGGACAGUGGCCACUUUUGAUCUAUUUAAUUUCCAGUCAGUCUGCAUUUAAGAAAUACAGCG
This is a messenger RNA of Colossoma macropomum (tambaqui), 1094 nucleotides long. It is a transcript of the gene kctd6a, whose product is annotated as potassium channel tetramerization domain containing 6a. The transcript is spliced from 3 exons. The record is from RefSeq and is a predicted model, not a curated record. Gene Ontology annotation, biological process: protein homooligomerization. Gene Ontology annotation, molecular function: protein binding. Bases 184 to 897 code for a protein of 237 amino acids. NCBI's taxonomy places the organism in Eukaryota, Metazoa, Chordata, Actinopteri, Characiformes, Serrasalmidae.